Messenger RNA from Lycium barbarum (goji berry), 615 nucleotides. RefSeq lists its product as uncharacterized. Lineage: Eukaryota; Viridiplantae; Streptophyta; Magnoliopsida; Solanales; Solanaceae. Gene Ontology annotation, cellular component: nucleus. Gene Ontology annotation, biological process: regulation of DNA-templated transcription. The record is from RefSeq and is a predicted model, not a curated record. The transcript is spliced from 5 exons. Bases 127 to 480 code for a protein of 117 amino acids. Gene Ontology annotation, molecular function: transcription coactivator activity.
GGCCCACCCUUUAAAAAAAAAAAAAAAACCCGGAUCUAAACUCUGUACCAAAAAGGGGGAAAAGAAUUUCACCAUUGGAGUAGCUUGGAAAUUGAAAUCCCAUUGGAAAAAAAAAAAAAAAGAGAAAUGGAAAAGGAAGCAAAGAAAGAAGGUUUCAGGAAGUAUCUGGAGGCCAAUGGAGUUCUUGAUGCUCUAACCAAAGUUCUUGUGGCACUAUACGAGCAGAAUGACAAACCUUCUUCAGCGCUUGAAUUUGUCCAGCAAAAAUUAGGCGGUCCAACGGUGUCUGAAUAUGAAAAGGUACAAGCUGAGUUGUCGGAUCUGCAAAUUAGAUAUGAUGAACUUCGGAAAGAGCACCAAGAAAGAUGCAGGGAGUUGGAGGAAUUGAAACACACAAAAGUAGAAGCAUCAGCUAAGGAGCCUGAUAUGGGAAAUCCACCUGAUGAAGAACUCAAGAAUACAGUUGUAGUAAAGAGUUAAAAAUGCUUUCUUUUGAACACUGGAGCUGUUGUAUCUCAUUUGUUUGGGAGAAGUUUGUUCUCUAAUGAUGAUUUCUUUGUAAAUAAGGUAUAUCAACCCAAAAAAGAUUGUCUAAACCUUUUCUUUUUCACUUUA